Portunus trituberculatus (swimming crab) is the source of this 3534-nucleotide messenger RNA. RefSeq names its product probable cytochrome P450 CYP44. Gene Ontology annotation, molecular function: heme binding; iron ion binding; monooxygenase activity. Bases 295 to 1872 code for a protein of 525 amino acids. Lineage: Eukaryota; Metazoa; Arthropoda; Malacostraca; Decapoda; Portunidae. The transcript has 12 exons. The record is from RefSeq and is a predicted model, not a curated record.
GCGACGCAGUGAGAGAGGCGAUACACUUUACUCUGUGCAUAAAUAGCCUGCUGGUCACUUGACACUUAUCGCGGUGAGAUAUGGCAAGUGGCACCUCACAGCAAAGUGGCUGGUGAUCUCAAAGUAACGGCCAGGGCUGGUGGGCAUUGCAGGGCUUGGUGUGGCUCAAACUUAUGCACUGACAAGGAAUAAAUUCGCCACACAAAUCUCUGAAUACCUUCUUAAAUUUGUUGCCCUGCGUCAUACAUCUUAGUUCCCAAUUGUGAGCUCGGUGGACAAGACUUGUCUUGAGGAAUGAGGAUGCUGAAGCUGCAUGCACAAACGUUGCUCAAACGACACGAUACAUUCCUCAUAGCUGGGAAACGAGGGAGAGAGGUGGUGCAGGUGGUGAGGCAUUUGAGUAAUGUGAGCGCUGACGUUCUUGUGGAGGAGUCGGCCAAGCCCUUCACAGCCAUACCAGGCCCUCCACGGCUGCCUGUCCUGGGAACCUUGUUGCCUUACAAAGUUGGAUUGAAGAAACUGUCUGAGUACCACCAUGAGGUGUGCAGGCUGCACCAGCAGUAUGGGCCUGUUGUGAGGGAGGUGUUUGGUUCACAGACACUUGUCCACGUAUUUGACCCGGCUGACAUUAAGACUGUGUAUGACAAUGAUGGCAAGAUGCCCCAUGUUCCACCAUUACAGGAAACUUCUCAGUUUUAUCGGAAAAAGAAAAGCAUCUCUCCUGGUUUAGGAAAUAUAAAUGGUGAGGAGUGGUACCGGCUGCGCCACGCGGUGCAGCAGAUGAUGCUGCGGCCACGAGAGACAAGUUAUUACUACCCCAUCCAGGAUGAGGUGGCCUGCAGGGCAGUGGAUAAGUUGGAAGCUGAAUUAGAUGACCAAGGCUUUGUUCGUAAUCUCGACUUUCUUAUUCCAAAAUGGAUUAUGGAAUCUGCAGGAAUGUGUUGUUUUGAAAAGUCCAUUGGAUGCCUGAAUGGAGGUGCAGGUGAAGAUUGGUCUCAGAGAUUAGUGGAAACAAACCUCAAGAUUUUCCAGCUAUCGGCAGAGAUGAAGUUUUCACUGCGCUUGUAUCGCUUCUUUAAAUCUCCAAAGUACAGGAGCUUGCUCAGCCUUGAAGAUUAUUUCUAUGGAUCAACCUUCAAGUUCAUCAAUGAUGUAGUAGAGGAACUCAAAGCACUAGUAGCUCAGAAUAAGUUACAAGAAGGACAGUAUAACUUCCUUACUUAUCUCCUGUCUCGUAAGGAACUGUCUCACAAAGAUGUUCUGGCCAUCACUUUCUCACUCUUCACUGACGGCCUCUCCACAACUGCACCAACAUUUCUUGGCAACUUGCACUGUUUGGCACUUAAUCAAGAUGUGCAGGAGACACUGUACCAAGAGAUUAAUAAGACUCACAUAGAUCCAGAUGCUCCUAUAACUCUUGGUGUCAUCAACAAGAUGCGCUAUCUGAAGGCUGUUGUUAAAGAAGUGUUCAGGUUCUAUCCUGUUGGGGAGGCAGUGCAACGCUUUUCACAGAGAGACAUGGUUCUUGGAGGCUAUCAUAUCCCAGCUUGGACAUACCUAGAAUUGAAUCCCUAUGUGUGGUUGCAAAGUAAGGAGCACUUCGUGGAGCCAGAAAAGUUUAUGCCCGAGCGUUGGCUCCGGGACACAGCCGGUACCUCCACCAUCAACCCUUAUGUUCUCAACCCCUUCAGCAUGGGCAUCCGCAUGUGUGCAGGUCGACGGUUUGCAGAACAAGAUAUCUAUAUUGGUCUGUGUCGCUUGCUCCUCAAGUUUCGUGUGGAAGCCACCAGUAAUGAUCCUCCUGAACAGGAGUGGGCAGUGCUGCUGAAGCCAAAGACUCCCCUACCUGUGAAGUUUGUCAAAAGAGAAUGAAAGGAAGGUAGUGACUAGAGAAUAUACCAGGGUAACAAAGAAGAAUGCAGGUAUUUAACUCUGGGAACAAUAGGGUGAAAGUGUGUAUGCUAGUCCCUUACCAUUUCAAUUAGUGGUAUUUCCAUUUACUUCAUAAAUCACUAAUUAUAAUUUAAUUGAAAUAUCUUUGACUUGCAUUAUAACAACCUAUUUCUUGCACAUGCUGGCCAUUAAAAGAAAUAAAGGUUAAUUUUUCUGAAAUUUUCAAAAUUUAUUGGGUGAAUUUUGAACUACUAGAUGUGUAUUUUAGCAGUAAUAUCUGUAGUUUUACUUUUACUUAAAACUAUAUAUUUUCUAUUUUUGUUGUAUUAACAGCUUAUUUUUAAUUUGCUUUUGACUUUAAAGCUUAUUAGUAUCUGAAUAUCAUAACUAACAUCUCAUGCUGUGAUGAGGUGUGUGACACACAAUGAAUGUGACACUCCUCUGCCAGCCAUGUCCAUACUUACUGUGGUGACUUCCACCUUGAGGUGCAGUGAGGCAAGUGGCCUUACUUGCAUGUACCUUGGAACUGUUGAAAACCCAUUGGUGGGGAAGUGGUGGUUCACUUUAAUAAUAAGUGCUGAUUGGUUGGCGCCUUUCUCAGGUGUUUACUUUUCUUGAAGGUAAAAUAGAAGGGUAGGAGAUUAGGAUAGUGGCAGUUUGUUUCAUCAUAAGAAAUGCAGGUAACAGAAGAAACCUUCAGAACCAUUUAUAGUAGAACCAGCUCACAGAACCACUUACAAUAACACAAUGCAAUGGAAAGAUUGAAAGUAGCGUUGCUUCUAAUGUUCUGUACAGUAGAUAAACUUUUGAAGAAUAUGUUCUGAAGAAUGAAGAAGGAUGAUGACAGAGAGGAACACAGAUGGAUAAAUGAAGAGAUAAAAAGGAAAUACAAGAGAGAGAGAGAGAGAGAGAGAGAGAGAGAGAGAGAGAGAGAGAGAGAGAGAGAGAGAGAGAGAGAGAGAGAGUAUGGAGAAAAUUGUAUUUAGAAUAAUAGUUAAAGGUACAUAUAUUAAUAAGAAAGGAAAUAUAUAAACAUGGAGAAGAUAAGAAGGGAGAUGAAAGAAAAUCAGUAUGGGAGAGGCAGGAGUAGAUAAAAAUGUCAAAAGAAGAAUUUGUCAAAAAAUUAAAUAAAAUAAGCUUAUAUGGAUAGGAUGGCAAAGUUGGAGGAACAUUAAUUAAAAGAGGAAUAAGCUCUUAUAACUAUUAGUACAAUUACUUCAGUGUACUUAACUGUAGCAAUGUGACAGUAAAUACAUUUAGGUUGUAUUGCACAGAUUUGAAAGAGGAACGCUGCCAGCACUGCCACACACUUACGGUAAUGUUGUGGAGUUGGUAGACACGUUGGUUCUCUGGCGUGGCUGUUGUGUCCGUUGUAUCUGUUGUCCAUCCACAUGUGAAUUUCAUGCUGCAGCUAAACAAAGUCUUAAAAUGUACUUGUACGUAGGACAUUUUCCACGUAGAGUAAUCUGUAUUUUCAACUUCAGUAAUAUCUGCAGAAACUUGAUAUGUAGAUCUUGAUAUGGUGCCAAAUGCCUGCUGUACAUUGCCCCUUGUCAGAUUGUGAUAAAUAAGGAACUCACACUUACUUAUAUUAUAUACAUAUGCUUAUAGAAGUCAUGAAAAUAUAUAUUUUGAUAACCA